Messenger RNA from Aureobasidium musti, 801 nucleotides. The record is from the annotation of a GenBank genome assembly. NCBI's taxonomy places the organism in Eukaryota, Fungi, Ascomycota, Dothideomycetes, Dothideales, Saccotheciaceae.
AUGCCUCUUUACCGCCCGGACAAUGUUGACGCGCCCGUCCUUUCACAGUUCUCUCUGAAGGGCAAGGUCGCCGCUGUAACUGGUGGAGCUCGAGGAAUUGGACUCGAAGUCGUUCGUGGCCUCGCAGAAGCCGGCGCAUCGGUUGCUCUCAUCUAUACCACCAGCAGUUCUGCUCCGGAAACCGCUGCUAAGAUUGCGAAAGAAACCGGCUCGCAGGUCUCCGCCUACAAGGCCGACGUCACCAACAAGGAAGAGAUUACAGACACCAUCAAUCAGAUUGCCAAAGACUUUGGCAAAUUAGAUGUGUGUGUCGCUAAUGCUGGUAUUGCAUCCCAGGUUCCAGGACUUGAGUAUUCCGAACACCAAUGGCGCGACAUCAUGAGUGUCAAUCUUGACGGCGCGAUGUACACUGCUCAGGCUGCUGGCAAGAUCUUUGAAAGACAAGGAGGAAGUAAUUCAAUGAUAUUCACCGCCUCAGUCAGUGCUAUUCUGGUCAAUAUCCCGCAGAAGCAAGCCGCAUACAAUGCAUCCAAGGCCGCUCUGGUACAUUUGGCCAAGUCACUGGCUGUUGAAUGGACCGACUUUGCUCGUGUAAACUGUAUCUCACCUGGCUUUGUCGAGACUGACAUCCUCUCGAUUCAUCCUGAAGAAUGGAGGAAGAAGUGGUUCGACAUGAUUCCUGGUGCUCGUAUGGCGAAAGCUGCGGAGCUUAAAUCAGCAUAUGUUUUCCUAGCAUCUGAUGCUUGCUGCUACAUGACAGGUGCAAAUAUGGUCAUUGAUGGUGGCUACACUCUCCCAUGA